GUGAGGAGGAAGGAGGUAUGUGGAACAGCGCAGCUUUCUCCCAAAACCUGUCGCCGCGUCGUCUGCAGUAGUUGGAAGCGAACUCUCAACCGGGCAGCAUGGAGAUUGACAAGCUGGACAUCUACAAUGCCAAGAGUGGCAAGUUUGUCACGACCCUGAAGGGGCUGAAGGGCUCCAGCACCAUUUUGGAUGUGAAGCAGAGCCUUAACAGCCAGAAGACCUCCCUGCGCCCUGAGCGUCAGGAGGUCAGGAUGGAGCAGAAGGGGAAAGGCUUGAAGGAAACUGACACACUCCAGCAGCUGGGCAUCAUGUCAAAAGAGGACAAACUCUUUGUGAAGGAUCUUGGGCCACAGAUUGGUUGGUCAACUGUAUUUUUUGCCGAGUAUGCUGGUCCUCUUGCCCUGUACCUGUGGGUGUACCAGCGGCCGUGGAUCUUCUACGGUGACAGAGCCGGAGAUGCUGUCCCCAUGUCUCUCUGUGCUCAUGUUGCUGCAGGUUGCUGGAGUUUCCAUUAUGCCAAACGCCUCUUUGAGACGCAGUUUGUUCACCGGUUUUCCCACAGCACCAUGCCACUGUUCAAUCUCUUCAAGAACUGCUCCUACUACUGGGGCUUCACUGCUUAUGUGGCUUACCAUAUCAACCACCCAUUGUUCACUCCUCCAUCAAUCACACAGAUGUAUGUGUCCCUGGCUGUCUUCUUGUUCUGUGAAUUUGGAAACCUGAGCAUCCACUUGGCACUGAGAAAUCUUCGACCUCCUGGCUCCAAGGAAAGGAAGAUCCCCUACCCUGAUGGCAAUCCAAUGACACUUCUGUUCAAUGCUGUGUCCUGCCCUAACUACACCUACGAGUUUGGCUCCUGGAUGGCCUUCACCACCCUCACCCAGUGCCUUCCGGCGGGAUUCUUUGCUCUUGCUGGGUUCUACCAGAUGGCUGUGUGGGCACUGGGCAAACACCGAGCUUACAAGAAGGACUUUAAGAAUUACCCCCAAAGGAAGGCUAUUCUUCCCUUCCUUCUGUAGAAAGGGUGUAGAGAGCUAAAGGGUACUUAGAGAUUAGCAAUUGGGAAGAAACUGAUAUUUAAUGUGAAAAAAUGCAUCUGUAGUUCAAACAUUCUCAGUGUAGCUUGGAGUAUUGAAAGUAUUGUAUGACAGGGUGAGUGAAAUGAUAUAUUCCAAGUUUUUUGAGUGAGUGAACAGAUAUGAAAGAUGAACACUUAAUGAAAGGGAGGGAAUAAGAGAUAGUAUAUUAAGUCUCCUUGUGCUUAUAAAUUUGUCUCUUUAUGCUUAUAAAUUUCUAAGUCUCCUUGUGCUUAUAAAUUUCUGACACAAAUUAUUUGUAAGUUUAUGAUAGUCUCUAGAAAUAAAAUGUCGCUGUUAA
This is a messenger RNA of Eriocheir sinensis (Chinese mitten crab), 1377 nucleotides long. RefSeq names its product probable very-long-chain enoyl-CoA reductase art-1 (gene Sc2). Gene Ontology annotation, molecular function: oxidoreductase activity, acting on the CH-CH group of donors. Gene Ontology annotation, biological process: very long-chain fatty acid biosynthetic process. Lineage: Eukaryota; Metazoa; Arthropoda; Malacostraca; Decapoda; Varunidae. The record is from RefSeq and is a predicted model, not a curated record. The transcript is spliced from 7 exons. Bases 99 to 1019 code for a protein of 306 amino acids.